This is a messenger RNA of Eriocheir sinensis (Chinese mitten crab), 5229 nucleotides long. It is a transcript of the gene Su(var)2-10, whose product is annotated as E3 SUMO-protein ligase PIAS2-like. The record is from RefSeq and is a predicted model, not a curated record. Gene Ontology annotation, molecular function: zinc ion binding; transcription coregulator activity; SUMO ligase activity. Lineage: Eukaryota; Metazoa; Arthropoda; Malacostraca; Decapoda; Varunidae. Bases 138 to 2540 code for a protein of 800 amino acids. The transcript is spliced from 12 exons. Gene Ontology annotation, biological process: protein sumoylation; regulation of transcription by RNA polymerase II.
CACACUCCCUCCCUGUCCCUUCCUCCCCCUCUCUCUCUUCCUCUCUGUCCCUUUCACUCUCAUUCUCACUCAAGCCCUCACAGUGUUGACAUGUGGCCCUCUAUAAGCUGUGAGUGUGACCUCUCUGGCAGCUGGCGAUGUUAGCUAAGUGGAAGGAAAAGUGUAAAGAAGAGAGAAUGGUGAUGACAUUUCGAGUGUCAGAACUUCAGAUGCUCCUCGGUUACGCUGGCAAGAACAAGACUGGUCGCAAGAACGAACUCCAGAGUCGUGCCAUGGACAUCGUGAGGUUACGUAACCCCGCUAUCCAAGCCAAAAUCAAAGAGUUAUACAAGAGCAUCCAACUAGAGAUGAUGUCGUUUGGUGACAGGUCGCAGGCCGGAGCAGGGGGACCCACCGGAAUACUCCCUGCGCAAAAAGUACCCCUGGGGAUCAACAGCAUAGGGAGCUACACGCAGUCCCCCAGUGUCGGAAGCAUCGGGGGCGUCACGUCAACCCUCGCCUCCUCCCGGUACUCCACCAAUUCCCAAGUGGUGGCCUCGGGGAUAUCGUCCGCCGGCGGCUACUCGUCCAUCUCCUCAAACAGUCACAACUCCUCCUACCCCAUCAACCCGGAUGUCAAAUUGAAAAAGCUGCCGUUCUAUGACAUCCUCGGGGAGCUCCUCAAGCCUUCGUCUCUAGCGCCGCAGAAUUCUGGCCGCUACCAGGAGUCCACUUUCGCCUUCUCCCUCACGCCACACCAGGCCAACAAAAUAGCCAACUCCCGGGACCUGCGGCCGGGCAAGCAGGACUACUCUGUGCAGGUUCAAAUGAGGUUCUGUUUGCUGGAGACGACCUGCGAGCAAGAGGACAACUUCCCGCCCAACAUCGCAGUCAAAAUCAACGAGAAAAUGUGUCCGUUGCCAACCCCAAUACCCACCAACAAGCCCGGGGUGGAGCCAAAGAGACCGUCCAGACCAGUCAACGUCACCGCUCUCUGUCGCAUCUCCCCAACAGUCACUAACAGGAUACAGGUGUCUUGGGCGUCAGAAUACGGCCGGUGCUACGUCAUAUCAGUAUACCUGGUGCAGAAGCUGACCUCAGACGACCUCCUGCAGCGGUUGAAAAACAGAGGGGCUAAGAUCGCAGACUUCACCAGAUCCCUCAUCAAACAGAAGCUUCAGGAGGAUGCCGACUGUGAGAUCGCCACCACGUCCCUUCGGUGCUCGCUGAUGUGUCCGCUUGGCAAGAUGAGAAUGAUGCUGCCGUGUCGAGCCAGCACCUGUGACCACCUCCAGUGCUUCGACGCAUCACUCUACCUGCAGAUGAACGAACGCAAGCCAACCUGGACCUGCCCCGUGUGUGACAAGACGGCCCUUUACGACUGCCUGGUGAUUGACGGUUACUUCCAAGAGGUGCUACAACAGAACUCCAGCUGCAACGAGGUCACCCUUCACAAGGAUGGCAGCUGGACGCCCCUCAUGCCCAAGAAGGAGCAGAAGGAGCCUGAGGUUGAGAAGCAGCGCAAACCCGAGGUGGCCGUCGAGACCCUCAGUGACGACAGCGACGACUACUCCACUGAACAGGACGACGCCCCUAUCGUCGAGGAGGUCAGCAGCAAAAAGAAACCAGUCGACCCAGAGAUCAUCACGCUCACCGACAGCGACGACGAUGACGAAGACACAGCGCCGCCCCCCUCCAAGCGCUCCAACACCGGCCACAACUCCGCCUCGUCCUCCUCGGCGGCCUCCGGUUCUGGCGCGACGGGCAGCACCACGCCCCACGGUUCAGAGGGCACUAAGUCAAAUGAUUCUUGGUGCGUAGGAGAGGUUGAUCCUGGCAAGCGACUCGUCUUUAGGAAGUCCCUCUCGUCCUCGUCCAACGGCACCAGUGGGCUUCUGACUCCGGCCGGCGGCAGCAGUGGUGGCGCGGCAUUCUCGCCUCACUCCUCGGGUUCGGUCAGUCCACAGAUCAUAUGUCUCGACAGCCCCGCCUCCUCCCCCUCCCCUCCCCCACGCCGCCCCACCCAGGACUCCUCUCCAAUCCCCUCCGGCAUUUCCGUCACCCCAGUCGUUUCCUCCGCGACCCCAACAUCAACCCCCUCCGAGACACGUCAGGUUAUCAGUGUGACCUCCCUGAGCCCUCCACCGGCCUCCAGUGCCACCCUCACUCCCGUCAACCCCCCUUCCUCGCCCCCCACCCCUACCACCACCUCCCCCACCACUUCCAGUAGUAGUGGUAGCCCCGCCCCACACACCACCAUCACCAUGCUAUCCACCUCCUCAAGCAGCUCGGGAACGAUCUCCUCAACAAACACGAACGCUGCCUCCCCCUUCCUCCCCCCUGCCCCCCAAGACCCCCUAGCCACAUCCCCCACCUAUAACCUGCAGUCUACCUCCUCGGCGGCUGCGGCGGCUGCAGCGGCGGCAGUUGCGGCAGCUAGUCUCCCGAACCCCUACCCCCUCCCUCCCGCCCUGCAGAACCUCUUCAACCCCCUUGGCAUGAUCCCACCCACCACAGUCUCGGGCACGCUGCCAUUCAGACCCCAAGACAGGUUCAUGUAACUCCCCCCAGCCUGGAACUAGCCCGGGGGAGGAGCUGUCUGGGGUAAAUGUACUGGGGUGUUUGAAAUAGCGCACCUAAGGGCAGGAUUGAGGAGGGGGUGUCUUGGGUAGAGGUCGCACAUCCUUACUGGGGUGUCUGAAAUAGCUCACCCAGGCAUGGAGGAGGGGAGGAUGUGUCUGGGGUAGGUGUGAUGCGUUCUUACUGGGGUGUUGAAGUAACUCACCCCAGGAGAGGCAUGGAGGAGGAGGGGUGGAUGUGUCUGGGGUACUGGUGGCAUGUCCUAACUGGGGUGUCUAUGAUAACUCACCCCUGGGUAGAAAUUGAGACAUGUCAUCGAUAGGGUGUCUUGUAACUCACCCCAGAGAAGGCAUGGAGGAAUAAGGGCUGUCUGGGGUAGAGGUUGAGUCAUGUCCUUACUUGCAUGUCUAAUAUAACAUACCCCAGGACAGACAGAAGAGUAGAGGUUGCCUGGGGUAGUUGAGAGGUCCUUGCAGGGGUAUCUAAUGUAACUUACCCCAGGACAGACACAGGGAGUAGAGGUCAUCUGGGGUAUAAGUUGAGAUGUCCUUGCAGGGGUAUCUAAUGUAACUUACCCCAGGACAGACACAGGGAGUAGAGGUCAUCUGGGGUAGAAAUUGAAACAUGUCCUUACUUGCAUGUCUAAUAUAACUUACCCCAGGACAGACACAGAAGAGUAAGGGCUGCGUGGGGUAGUUGAGACACAUCCUUGCUGGUGUAUCUGUAACUCAGCACCCCAGGACAGACACAGAAGAGUAAGGGCUGCGUGGGGUAGUUGAGACACAUCCUUGCUGGUAUAUCUGUAACUCAGCACCCCAGGACAGACACAGAAGAGUAAGGGCUGUCGGGUAGUUGAGACACAUCCUUGCUGGGGUAUCUGUAACUCUGCACCUCAGGACAGACACAGAAGAGUAAGGGCUGUCUGGGGUAAUUGAGACACAUCCUUGCUGGUGUAUCUGUAACUCAGCACCUCAGGACAGACACAGAAGAGUAAGGGCUGUCUGGGGUAAUUGAGACACAUCCUUGCUGGGGUAUCUGUAACUCAGCACCGAGGGCAGCACAGUGUCCAUGGUAAAAGUAUUGGAGACAUAUCCUUGUGGGGUAUCUGUACAUAGACCGCAUUGUAACGUCUGGUAAGGCAACACCAAUAUGUAUAGUUAAUCUUUUAAGGGCCUCUUCCUCACUCGCGGCAAAGUGAAGAAGUGUUAUCAUAGCCAGGCGGUGCAAAUCAUCACCUUGUAUCAUUUGCACCGACCUUCAUCACCAAAGUGUUAAUGUAUAUUGUAGUUGGCUGUCCAGCAGGCUCCUCUCCAAAGCCCGUACUCAUAAACGCCUCACACUCCCAUUACAACUGUUUCCUAACGCCGCAGAGAAGAUUAACCCAGUUUUCAUGGGUGGUAAUUUUCCCGCUCAAGAUCCAGAAAUCGUGUAAACCUCAGUAUACACCUGUUUGAAAAGAGUCUCAUAGAAGAAGUGUCCGCCAGUGGGAUUUUCAAGGACUGUUUUGUGAUCCCAGCCAUAGUUUUACAUGACCUCUGCAUCACCUGUUUGAAAAGCCUAUCAUAAAAGUUAGUAGUGGGAUUUUCAAGGACUGUUUUGUGAUCCCAGCCAUAGUUUUACAUGACCUCUGCAUCACCUGUUUGAAAAGCCUAUCUUGGAAGUUGCCACUGGGAUCUUCAUGGACUGUUUUGAGAUCCCAGCCAUAGUUAUACACGACUCCUGCAUCACCUGUUUGAAAAGCCUCUCUUGGAAGUUGCCGCUGGGAUCUUCAUGGACCGUUUUGUGAUCCCAGCCAUAGUUUUACAUGACCUCUGCAUCACCUGUUUGAAAAGCCUAUCAUAAAAGUUAGUAGUGGGAUUUUCAAGGACUGUUUUGUGAUCCCAGCCAUAGUUGUACAUGACCUCUGCAAUCACCUGUCUGAAAACCCUCUUGUGGAAGUUGCACUGGGAUUUUCAUGGACUGUUUCGUGAUGCCAGUGAUAGUUUUCCAUGACUCCUGCAAAACCUAUCUGAAAAGCCUCUCAUUGAAGUUGCCGCUGGGAUUUUCAUGGACUGUUUUGAGAUACCAGCCAUAAUUUUCCAUGACUUCUGCAUCACCUGUCUGAAAAGCCUAUCAUGGAAGUACCCGUUGAUAUUUCCAUGAACUGUUUUGUGAUGCCAGUGAUACUUUUCCAUGACUUCUGCAAAACCUAUCUGAAAAGCCUCGUGGAAGUACCCGUUGAUACUUCCAUGGACUGUUUCGUGAUGCCAGUGAUAGUUUUACACGACUUCCGCACCUCGAACGGAAAACCACCACCCACGAACACCCGGUUAACCUUCUCCGAGACCUUAGGAAACAGUCGUAAUGGGGGCGUGAUACGUUUACGAAAUCGGACCCAAGUCUUUUGGUUGUUACAAAGGGCUUAGUUUACCUAUUGUAAGUACUAACUGUUAGCGGUAGAAGUAAUGUUUCAAGUACAAAUGCAACAACAUGUAAGAGUUUGGUCCGUGGCGGGUCGUCACGGACACUGGUCAACACUGUAGUGGGGGAAGACUUUGUGUAUAGGGGGCACUUAACCUUACUGUCCUAAGUUUGUUCCUCUUGAGUGCAGUGGACCCUCUAUUUAUCGCGUUUGAUGUGUAGGAUUUUUCUAUAACAUGUCCUUGAGUUCAUAUCAUUCACACACAUAAC